UAUCUUUUUGUUAAAGCUAAGCAACGCCAGAAUUCACGUGACUGGUGUAACAGAAUUUGUUUGAUAAAGAUAUCCAUAAUUCCAUACAUGGUAUUAUCAUCAUCAUUAUUAAUAUAAUUCUUUUUUGGUGUUACUUUUUUAAAUCUUGGUUGUCAUUCUAUGUUUGGAGUUGCAAUUCUGUGCAAAUGGAUAUAUAAAGCAGUGAGCUGUGUAAAAAGUUAAGAUCUUGAAAUGGGUAUGGGUAGGUGGUGUUUUGGUUUGUUGUUGGUUUGGGGUUUGGUUGUGAGUAGCAAUGUUGAAGUGAAGGGAUACCCAGUUGAGGAUCUGGUGGUGGGAUUGCCUGGUCAAACCAAGGUUGAGUUCAAACAGUUUGCUGGGUAUGUUGAUGUUGAUGUGAAACAUGGCAGGAGCUUGUUUUACUACUUUGUUGAAGCUGAGGUUGACCCUCAGAAGAAGCCUCUCACUCUCUGGCUCAAUGGAGGUCCAGGGUGUUCAUCUAUUGGUGGAGGUGCCUUUACAGAGUUGGGUCCAUUUUAUCCCAGAGGAGAUGGCCGAGGACUUCGAAGAAAUCCAAUGUCAUGGAAUAAAGCAUCAAAUCUCCUUUUUGUUGAAUCUCCUGCUGGAGUUGGAUGGUCAUACUCAAAUACGACUGCUGAUUAUACUUGUGGGGAUGAUUCUACUGCCAAGGAUAUGCGCACAUUCUUCUUGAACUGGUAUAAGAAGUUCCCAGAAUACAAAUCAAGAGAAUUAUUUCUUACAGGGGAAAGUUAUGCAGGUCAUUACAUACCACAGCUGGCUGAUGUUCUGCUGGACUAUAAUGCACGUUCAACUGGUUUCAAGUUCAAUAUCAAAGGAGUUGCUAUUGGAAAUCCACUUCUCAAACUUGAUCGUGAUGCUCAAGCAACAUAUGAAUUCUUUUGGUCUCACGGAAUGAUUUCUGAUGAAGUUGGUCUUGCCAUCAUGAACAAAUGUGAUUUUGAUGAUUAUGUCUUCGCUAGUCCUCACAAUAUGACUGACUCAUGCAACAAUGCCAUCAGUGAAGCAAACGACAUCGUUGGUGAAUAUAUAAAUAAUUACGAUGUGAUCCUUGAUGUUUGUUAUCCAUCUAUAGUAGAGCAAGAACUGCGGUUGCGGAAAGUGGCUACCAGGAUAAGUGUUGGAGUUGAUGUGUGUAUGACCUAUGAAAGAAGAUUCUAUUUCAACCUUCCUGAGGUUCAGAAGGCUCUUCAUGCAAAUCGAACUAAAUUACCAUAUGGCUGGUCUAUGUGCAGUAGCGUUCUAAAUUAUAGUGACACUGAUGGUAACAUCGACAUGCUUCCCCUGCUCAAAAGGAUAGUUCAGAAUGGGAUACCUGUUUGGGUAUUUAGUGGUGACCAAGAUUCUGUUGUACCUUUGCUGGGAUCCCGGACACUCAUCCGUGAACUAGCACAUGAUCUAAAGUUCGACGUUACAGUCCCAUAUGGAGCUUGGUUUCACAAAGGCCAGGUGGGAGGUUGGGCAACCGAGUAUGGAAAUUUGUUGACUUUUGCCACAGUAAGGGGUGCUGCUCAUAUGGUACCCUAUGCACAACCAUCAAGAGCCUUACAUCUUUUCAGUUCAUUUGUGCGCGGUCGAAGACUGCCUAAUAAUACUCGUCCUUCGAUAGAUGAUUAAGAAAAAAUGUUUUACGAGUUGCUGCAAUGUGUUAGGGUUUCAAGUUAGUUCAUAAUUCUAAAAUUUCGUUACUCGAAAGAUAAGAAAGUCAUCGUGUUUUCAACAAUUACGGAUACCCGAAGGGACAAAAGAAGGCCUUUCAAUUGUAGUUGAGGAGAGAGGAAAUUAAAUAUAGGACUUUUCUUAAUUUUCAUUGAUGAUAGUUCUCACUUCUCAGUUGUAUCUUCUUGAAAUAGAAGAAGAACAUGAUUGACUUGAUAACGAGUUCAUUUCAUGUAAUGAAUGGGAGGAAGUUUGAUUA
Pistacia vera is the source of this 1954-nucleotide messenger RNA. RefSeq names its product serine carboxypeptidase-like 42. Gene Ontology annotation, biological process: proteolysis. Bases 232 to 1653 code for a protein of 473 amino acids. NCBI's taxonomy places the organism in Eukaryota, Viridiplantae, Streptophyta, Magnoliopsida, Sapindales, Anacardiaceae. Gene Ontology annotation, molecular function: serine-type carboxypeptidase activity. The record is from RefSeq and is a predicted model, not a curated record. The transcript is spliced from 10 exons.